Molecule: messenger RNA, 1665 nt
Organism: Anopheles coustani
Lineage: Eukaryota; Metazoa; Arthropoda; Insecta; Diptera; Culicidae
Product: N-acetylglucosamine-6-sulfatase-like
Exons: 7
Coding region: 18-1532 (504 amino acids)
Biological process (GO): glycosaminoglycan metabolic process
Molecular function (GO): N-acetylglucosamine-6-sulfatase activity; glycosaminoglycan binding
Source: RefSeq, a predicted model, not a curated record
UACCAUAAAUAACAGCGAUGAAGGGAAUAAUAAAUAGUGUUAUGCCGUAUUCACUGAGUCUUUCUUUUGCUCUGCUAGUAAGUGCGUUUCACUUCUCAUUUGGGCUCAGUUCCCAGAAAGGCAAACAUAAUUUUGUAGUCAUUCUUACUGACGACCAAGAUGUUAUGCUACAAGGGCUGACUCCAAUGACGAAUACUAUUCAACUGUUAGCAAAUGAAGGAGCAACGUUUGUUAAUGCCUUUACUACAUCUCCAGUCUGUUGCCCAUCUCGAAGCUCAAUUUUAUCUGGGACAUAUGCGCAUAAUCAUAAAACAACCAACAACUCCCGUUCUGGCGGAUGUUAUGGUACGUUCUGGCAACAGCAUAUAGAACCAACGUUACUACCUACAAUGCUCUCCAAGGCAAGAUACCAGACCUUCUAUGCCGGAAAAUAUUUAAACGAAUAUUUCAGCGAUUCGGUACCACCUGGAUGGUCUCAGUGGUACGGUUUACAUGGAAAUUCUCGGUAUUACAACUUUACUGUAACGGAAAAUGGAAAAAUCGUCACUUACGACAACCUUUACUUCACUGAUUAUCUGCAUACAAAAGUUGUAGAGUUUAUCGAUCAGGUAGGUCAAGAUGGACCAUUUUUCGCCAUGAUCGCACCACCAGCACCACAUGCACCGUAUACACCAUCAGACAGACACAAAGAUCUUUUCCCGGACGUAAAAGCUAUUCGUACACCGAACUUCAAUAUGCCCUCUGGACCACUAGAAAAACACUGGCUUUUAACUAUGCAACCAUCAACUCUUCCCCUAGGCCUCAUAAAACAGUUGGACGUUAUUCAACGCAAAAGGUGGCAGACAUUGAUGGCAGUGGAUGAUAUGGUGAAUGGUAUUGUUACCAGCUUAAAGCGGAAAAAUAUAUUGGAUAACACCUAUAUUUUCUACACAUCAGACAACGGGUAUCAUAUAGGGCAAUUUGCUCAAGCGUACGAUAAACGCCAACCAUAUGAAACAGAUAUACGUAUUCCCCUUAUUGUUAGAGGUCCUGCAGUUACCCCCAAAACACUGCAGCAAGAUCCAGUAGCUCUUAUAGACAUUGUUCCUACAAUUUUACAUCUAACCGACUUAGAAGUUCCACCUACCAUGGAUGGUCGACCAUUACCUCUAGACAUCCAAGAAAAGGGUAUCAAAGAACGACAAAUUCUAAUUGAAUAUUGGGGGGAAGGCUCGUUGGAAACGUAUAAUUCAGAAUGCCCAUGGCAAGCGCAGGAUCUGCUUCAGCUGUGUUCCUUAGAUGCUGCAUGCCAUUGCCAAGAUGCAUGGAACAACACGUACAAUUGCGUUCGGCAUUUGCGGGAAGAUCUCAAUUUUAUUUACUGCGAAUUUAAAGAUAACGAGCACUUUGUUGAGGCCUACGAUCUAACGAAUGACCUGUAUCAAAUGGUAAAUGUUGGUUAUGAUAUUCUGCCAUCCGUCAGUGCGAAAUACAGCCUAGCUUUAAUGAAUCUAACCGCGUGUGCUGGACCAACAUGUCAUGUUGUUUAUUGAUGCGAUCCAGCGUAAAGCGUCCGGUUUUAACCAACUAACCGAAUUUGUUUUUUCAGUUAAUCUACUUUAAACCCGAACUGAACCUGCACUUAACUUUAUUUUAUAUAGUUUUUGUAACAAUACCAAUUGAAAU